AUGGCGUUGGUGGGCCCUAAUCCAUUCGAAAACACCGUCACAAACACCAUGGUGGAACUCACCAAUGCUCGAACCCCACCAUGCAACAUGAACACAAACUCUUUCUCUCAUUCUGAGCCUUUCAACAACAACAAUGUUCGGUCCAACUUGCACUCGAGUGUGAAUGCUUCCUUCGGCUCUAGUUCAUUCAAGAAAAAGAGGGGCCGGCCGAGGAAGUACUUUCCUGAUGGAAACAUUACUUUGGGCUCAAGCUCGGUCCCCACCCAAAAUGCUGCCAUUAUUUCUCCUUCUUCCUUAGGCUCUUGUUCAAUCAAGAAAAAGAGGGGCCGACCGAGGAAGUACUUCCUUAAUGGCAACAUUACUUUGGGUUCAAGCUCGGUCCCAACCCAAAAUGCUGCCAUUAUUUCUCCUUCUUCCACUAUGAAGAAGAAUCAGCAAGUUGAAGUGCUUGGAGAUAAUGGCACUGAUUUCUCUGCACAUUUGAUCACUGUGAACCAUGGAGAGAAUAUUGUUGCAAAACUUGCAAGCUGUUGUCAAGGAGGACCUAACACAGAGAUAUGCAUUCUUUCAGCUCAGGGUUUAGUUGGCAUUGCCUCCUUUCAACAAUCAGGAGUCAUUGUUACUUAUGAGGUUGUACAUUUUCCAUCCUUUUAUUAG
Medicago truncatula (barrel medic) is the source of this 657-nucleotide messenger RNA. Its product is annotated as AT-hook motif nuclear-localized protein 1. Bases 1 to 657 code for a protein of 218 amino acids. Gene Ontology annotation, molecular function: minor groove of adenine-thymine-rich DNA binding. The record is from RefSeq and is a predicted model, not a curated record. NCBI's taxonomy places the organism in Eukaryota, Viridiplantae, Streptophyta, Magnoliopsida, Fabales, Fabaceae. The transcript is spliced from 3 exons.